Messenger RNA from Dibothriocephalus latus, 399 nucleotides. NCBI's taxonomy places the organism in Eukaryota, Metazoa, Platyhelminthes, Cestoda, Diphyllobothriidea, Diphyllobothriidae. The record is from the annotation of a GenBank genome assembly.
AUGCGGAAGCAGCUUCAACAGCUCUCUCACGAUAUCAAAGGCUUGCUCGUUGCCGAUCCAGACCACUUAUUUGAUUUUAUGGAUCGAGACCUCAUUGACUUAAACCAUAUCAUGUUUCUGGAAGUAGCCGAAGCCGACAGAAUGGCGGAUAUGGGCCCUGAGCCGCAAAUCCGCAAAGGUAGUACAGUGCGACGCAAGGCCUCCCUGUGGCACUUGACAAGUACCAUUUUUCUUUGCCACAUUUCCAAGGAGAUUAAGGUGCUUGCCAAUGAUUUUCUAAGUGACUAUUUGUUCAUGGCUGUUGCAAUUGUUGGAAGUACGAGUAUAAACAGCAUACAGCAACUGCCUUAUGUUUCAGUUCAUCGGAAAUGGUGGGUUUUGGUAGGUCUUCUCACAUAG